AUGGUCAGUUCAACCGAAGUGUGUAUCUCCGAGGAGGAAGCUGCAUUGUAUGAUCGGCAGCUACGCCUGUGGGGUGUCGAGGCCCAAAAUCGACUGAAGCGGUCACGGAUUCUUCUGUUAGGCAUGACGCCUCUUGCUGCUGAGUUAGCAAAAAAUCUAGUCCUUGUGGGCAUUCAGAGUCUCACAGUUGUAGAUGAUGUUUUAGCUACAGAAGAGGAUGUUUCGUGCAACUUUCUGAUUCCAUGUGAAGCUGUUGGAAAACCGGUAAUUGCUCCCAUUCCCGCUGAUUAUUCUCUGAAGCGUUCCACUGCUGCACUACCACGCAUUCAAGCCCUUAACUCAAUGGUUCGUGUAUCAGCGCUCUCAGCUGGCUGCAAUAACCCAAUACAAGAAGGUCACACCUAUGAUGUCGUAAUCCUCACAUCCAGUUGUCUGGAGAGCGAUAUUUCAAACUGGAUUGCCCUAAAGAACAACCUACGCAAAAGUACUGGUCAAGUGCCUGGAGCCCAUAUUGUACUUGCUUCCACAAUGGCUUUUUUCGGCGUCGCUUUUCUGGACCUCGGCUACCAUGAAUUCAUGGCAGAGGAAGUGCUACCAAAGAAACGUCCUGCUCCCUCCGCGACUGGGGUGAAGAAAUCUCAAGCCGCUUCUGGAACUGAGUCUACUUUCGUUAAGAAAGUCGCACGGUACUCCGAUUUACAAGACUGUCUAGAUAUGACGUGGAGCAGCACGGGUACAUGCCCAUCUCUCAGUCCGAAAUCCAUGCCCAAAGGAUUUCUCCUUUUGGAAGUCCUUCGUCGAUGCACGAUUGCAGAUCUUCCUCUUAAUGUCGAAUUUCUGAAAUCGGUAUGGACUUCAGUUUCAGCGACACUCGGAGUUGAUUCAGGGUUUUUAUCCGACGAAGAGUUUGCUUGCUGUUGUGGUGCACCGUCGCCCUCCGUUAAUGCAGUACUCGGUGGCGUAGUGGCGCAGGAGAUUGUUCGGGCAAUAACCGGAAAAGGUGCUCCCUACGGCAAUUGGUAUUUCUUUAACGGAUUGCAGUGCUCUAUGACGGUCGAAUGGUUACCGAAAGAGGAUAUUUGUCCUGCACCAACCACAAAUUCUGUAUAAAUAGAUAUAUUCGUA
This is a messenger RNA of Opisthorchis viverrini, 1125 nucleotides long. RefSeq lists its product as hypothetical. Gene Ontology annotation, biological process: protein sumoylation. Gene Ontology annotation, cellular component: cytoplasm; SUMO activating enzyme complex. The transcript has 6 exons. The record is from RefSeq and is a predicted model, not a curated record. Gene Ontology annotation, molecular function: SUMO activating enzyme activity. The coding region runs from base 1 to 1110 and encodes 369 amino acids. Lineage: Eukaryota; Metazoa; Platyhelminthes; Trematoda; Opisthorchiida; Opisthorchiidae.